Molecule: messenger RNA, 5213 nt
Organism: Physella acuta
Lineage: Eukaryota; Metazoa; Mollusca; Gastropoda; Physidae
Product: uro-adherence factor A
Biological process (GO): resolution of meiotic recombination intermediates; DNA replication; DNA repair
Cellular component (GO): Slx1-Slx4 complex; nucleus
Source: RefSeq, a predicted model, not a curated record
AGCACAGCUGCCCAUAUGGAAGACAGCACAGCUGCCCUUAUGGAAGACAGCACAGCUGCCCAUAUGGAAGACACCACAGCUGCCCAUAUGGAAGCUGUCCAGGUAGAAGAAGUCAUCCCAGAAGCUUCAUUACCCAGGUUCUAUGUAGUAGCACAUGAAGCAAGACCUAACCUCAGUGCCACUUGUAUGUCAAGCACUGACCAGUCCACCUUGUUGGCUGUGGUCAAAGAAGAGAAUGCUGACUUACCUUCAGUGAACAACUCAGCUAUCUUGUUUGAGUUUGAACCAUGCAAGAAGGAAGAACUCAAUGAAGAGGAGCUUUUGGAAUAUCCCACAGCAGUUGGGGAAGCUGCAGCUCAGUUAACUACUCCUGAAUGUCUUGCUACUUCAGUAGGCCAAGGUCAGACUAGUACUUUAGAUGCUCCUGAAUGUCUUGCUACUUCAGGGCUUGCUACAGCCACUGGAGUUCUUCCAACAGGUUGUUCAGCUGGUGUGCAAACAGCUGAUGGAAGUUCAGCAGAUGCAUCACAAUCUUCAAACAUUGAAGGCCAAGCCACCGUGUCUUCUGUAGUUCCUAGUUGCUUUAGGUCUAUGGCAAGUCUUGAAGGAUUUCCACAUUUGGAAGAGCUUGGUGGUUUUGGGAAUGUUGAAACACACAAAGGUUCCAUAACUCUGUCUACAUGUCCUGAAAUUCCACAGUGCCAGCUGAUACCAGACCAUCCUCUACUCCUAGAAACUUCUGGAUCUUCUCCAGCCAACACAAUUCCACCAACUCCUUCACGUCCUGAUCCAGCCCAAGUCCAAACAAGUUCUGUCAAUUGUUUAGCAUUGAGCAGUGCUGUAAACACAGGACCAGCAACUGCCUCACUUGGUCCUCCACCAGCCCAGCCAGAGUUGAGCAACAAAGAAGCAAUUCAGGCAGCAGCUAAAGGCAGUGAAGGUGUUAUGGUUGCUCCUGCCGUGCUGAAACGGAAAAGGAAGAAAAAAGUAACAAAGAAAGAUUUUAAAAGCAUCGUGGACAAAGUAGUGUGCCAGCUGCCAUACAUGAGCGUGUCAGGAGAGUCCCAGCACCUGUCCCAGCUGCUCUCUGAUGAAGACUUUGAAAAGAUCGCCAUCAAAGUGGAGCAGGACUUCUACACAGGCCCCAACGACAGUGUCUUUAUUCCCUUCAUUCUGGAUACAGACGAGGCCAGUUCAGAUGUGGAGAUCACGUUUUCUAAUAUAAAAGAACCUCGAUAUAAAAAGAGAAGAACUAUAACUAAAGAAAAACCUCAGAAGCAUGAUCAAUCUUCAUCUAAUAAAACCCCAAAACCUGUGAAAAAGAAGACUGCGACACACCAGGCACAGUUGCCACCCUCCUUAUUGACAACCAAACCACCUCAUCCUGGUGUAGACACCAGACAAAUGACAGGUACGACUGAAAAACUGACCCACCCACCAAACACACACUCUGAUUUAGCAAGCACCUCCAUCCCUAGACACCUUGUCAGCCUGCUCAAGGAGUCCAUCAGAAAAAGAGAUGUGCUAAUCAACCUCCCAGCUCAGCAACAUUCCCCUACUCCUUCUCCCAUUUUACCCCAGACCCAGAGAGGUUCUAGACCGGUGCCACAUGUGUCCAGUAUGUCAUCCCUCCUAGCCACACGAUCCUCCACACCACUGAGUGCCCAGCCUUGUGCUCACCCAACAUCUACCAGUCUCACCCAGCACUCACCUGCACUCACAGCCACCACAAAAAAUCUUUCAGAAGAUUAUGUGAGUGGAGAGGAAUUGUUUAGUGAUGAAGAAGACAAUGGAGGAUCUACUAAACAACUUGCCAUGCCGCCACAAAAAUUCCAGAACUGCAUGAGCCCGUCCAACUCUAACUGGAUCCUCAUGACUCAGCCCAUCUCAAGCUCUCCCCGCAAGCUCAUGCGGCUGAACCAAGUCCUGAAAUCACCAGAGCCACAGCACACAACUCAGGCACCAUAUCAAAGUCCUGCACUAACUGAGCAAAGCAAAACUGAGAAGAAAACUGUCUCCCUUCAUCCAAGAGUUCCUUCCACAAAAGGACAAGUGGAUUCGGCAUGCAGCUCUUCUCUUAAAGACAGCAGCACAAGUUCUGUGAGCCAUACAGUGCCAGCGGCAUCGGCUAGCCAUACAGGGGCCCACAACUCAUCUCUUGAUGCCAGCCACUCAACCUGUAACAGCCCUGCCAAUGUAGUGGCUAGCCAUACAGGGGCACACAACUCAGCCUGUAACAGCCCUGCCAGUGUAGUGGAUGUGAUAGCUGACCUCCUGGUCCAGCACCUCAAGCCAAAGGCCAGGCAUAAAGUUUCUUCAGACAUUCAGACAAUGAAAGCAAACACUUCAGGACAUUUAGGGGCACAGAGAACUUGUACUUCCAGAGUAAAUGCCAGCAUUAGCCCAAUGAAUGACACACAGAGCAGUGACUCCUUCCAUCUCUCAGUGCAUGACAGUGACAAAACAACAUGCAGACCUGCAAGUGACAGACCAACAUGCACACCUGCAAGUGCUGGCAACAAGCUGUCCCCUCACACACCUCCAACUAACAAGAAGACCAAGAAAGUUGACAAAGAUGGUCGUAAGAAAAAAGAUCCCUUGAGAAUUAAACUAGCUUUUCUUUCCAGGACUAGCCAACUUAACAAAACGUCUUCGCUAGACAAAACACCACCCCUCGACAAAACACCAGCCCUAGACAAAACACCACCCCUAGACACAUUCAAUUCUGCCAAGAGAACUAGCAAAAUGUCACCUCUUGCAUCAGAUCUGUCUGUCAAAAUGAUCAAGACAACAUCACCCCUUGUGUCUAAUCUUUCUGUCAAGGGCACCAAGAAGACACCAGCGACACAAAGCCAGAUCACAGCUGAAAAAAAUCCCAGCAACCGUAUCGGAAGGCAAGCUGAUGAGGGGGUAAAUGUAUACAGGAAAACUGAAUUCCCAAAUCAAAAGGUUGUUCCUGAAUGUACUCAGCCAAGCUCUAUAACAUUGCCCAGAAAGGAGGUUGAGCCCGCUACAUUCAAUCUCAAUAAAAAACAUAUGUCAGCAAAUACUGGCCAGAGCCCAAAAUCCUAUACCAAGGUGGCCAGUGGCCAGAGCUUAACCUCCUCUACCAAGGUGGCCAGUGGCCAGAGCUUAACCUCUUCUACCAAGGUGGCCAGUGGCCAGAGCUUAACCUCCUCUUCCAAGGUGGCCAGUGACUUACAGUCCCUACCACUGAGUCCCAGUCAAGUGAAUGACUCCUCUGUUAAAACAACCAAGGCUUCACACACCACUUCAAACACCAACUUGGAGACAUCAGAACAUUUGCAGGAUUUUAGAAGUCCAAAAAAAACUAUCAGGGGCCUCGCUAGUAAGAAUUCCCCAAUCAUUUUAUCUUCAACAUGGGUAGAUAAGUCCCAUGUGGACGUAGGGGAAUCUUGGAUUAGUUCCCCUGUCAACAGGAGUUCAAGCUCCCCCCACCACACCCAGCCCACAGUGGCCACACAUCUCCGUGGUGCAGCGCUGGACUCUCCUGAUCUAAUUCUUCUGGAUUCUCCAGACCUUGUCAUUCUAGAAACAAGCAAAGUCCUGCACCAGUCUUCCAACUCAAGUAGCUCCAGGACCAGCUCAUGUAAAAAAAUCUUGUUCUCUACCAGCAAUAGUCUGAACAGAAACUCUAGCAAGUGUAAGGGAAUAAGAUCAGCAAGCUUUGAUGAGACUCUGCCCAGCCCUAAGAAGCCGGAGGACACUAGUGGCAAAGCUCUGGCAGCUAAGUCUAACGUCACACUGGGCCUGGCUCGUUGUACCUCAGAGACAGAUGAAUGUAAGAAAACAGAAACAUUUACCAAGGUACCAGCUAAGGCUGUCAUCAUUGCUGAAUCCCCGCUACCACUGCGGCAACGACUGGGACUGACCAAUCCCUUUGUAAAUAACAACCCUGGUCAGUGCCAACAGGUGAAACAGGCUGAAGGACUGAAACAGGUGAAACAGGCUGAAGGACUGAAACAGGUGAAACAGCAGCCUGAAGGACUGAAACAGGCUGAAGGACUGAAACAGCAGGCUGAAGGACUGAAACAGGUGAAACAGCAGACUGAAGGACUGAAACAGGUGAAACAGACUGAAGGACUGAAACAGCAGACUGAAGGACUGAAACAGGUGAAACAGACUGAAGGACUGAAACAGGUGAAACAGCAGACUAAAGCACUGAAACAGGUGCAAGCUCCUGCAACUUCAGUCAGUGACCAGCCCACAGAAGAGGUCAAUGACGAGCUGGACACGACAUUUGAUGACAUCUGCUUGCAGGAGAUUGAAGCACUGGAGCAGCAGUACCAGCAAACAGUGCAGCCCUCUGCAAUCCCCUGUGCCAAAACCCCAGCUCAACACAAAAGACUGAAGAAGGUUAGCAAGACGAAAACAUCUAAAGCACCGUCACCCUUCACUCCCAUGGCUCCAUACGACGAGAUGGCAACACCUGAAUUAAAGAAAGCUGUGUCUAAAAUUGGAGUCCGGCCAGUGUGCAAGAAGCGCAUGAGAGACUUACUGAAACAGGUGUAUCACGCCACACACCAGUAUGAAACAGACAGUGAAUACGAGGGUACCCCUGUAAAAUGUAUGCGCACUAAUGUUGGACCAUCAAGGCUCCAGUUGGACGUACCACAGAAAAGCAAGCCUAAAACAACAGUGCUAAAAAACCAACAGAAAGCCAAAACUGGGAGUGUCAAUUGUUUGCCUGCAACACACUCCGUGGCUGAUAGUGGCUUACCAAGGGCUGCCGUUCACAACAGCAGCUCUUCAGAGAGGGAGGAGGGAAGUUGUCAGGAUGAAGAAGAUAGGGGCUCACAAGACUCAAGCUACAGCGACAGUCCAGAUCUACCAGAAGAAAGUAUACUACAAGGUUGGCCAGAUGAAGAGAUAGGCUCUACUCAACUUACACAAACUUCAAGUGAAGUGACUCAGGAGAGACUAGUCCAGUUUGUUAUGGAGAAUAAAGAUGUGUAUGAAAAGGUUCUUAUGUAUGAGCCACUGGAGCUUGAUGUGUUAAAGAAAAGAAUUGCAGAAGCAGGUAUCCGAACUAGCAUGGAAAAAGUCAUGGAUUUCCUAGAUGAACGGUGCAUAACCUUUACUAUGAAGAAUAUCAACAAAGGUCACAACAGACACCAGAGAAAACAAAAGAACAAAUCUUCAAGGUCUCCAAAGAAAUCAAAAAGCUUAACUAAUAAAGAAUAACAAAACAA